Sitodiplosis mosellana (orange wheat blossom midge) is the source of this 2861-nucleotide messenger RNA. It is a transcript of the gene SCCRO4, whose product is annotated as DCN1-like protein 4. The coding region runs from base 934 to 1641 and encodes 235 amino acids. Gene Ontology annotation, molecular function: cullin family protein binding; ubiquitin conjugating enzyme binding; ubiquitin-like protein binding. The transcript has 6 exons. Gene Ontology annotation, cellular component: ubiquitin ligase complex. Gene Ontology annotation, biological process: positive regulation of ubiquitin-protein transferase activity; protein neddylation. The record is from RefSeq and is a predicted model, not a curated record. NCBI's taxonomy places the organism in Eukaryota, Metazoa, Arthropoda, Insecta, Diptera, Cecidomyiidae.
AAAUUUUCGACAAAAAGUGUAUGUGACAAAGUAAGCGCUUGAAAAUUGAAAAUUGCUAAAAUCAAAAUUCCAAACAAUUGAUUUGAGUGUUAAUUUUCAAUAGCACAACGGGCAUUUGUUCGGGCACAUUCUAAUUCGGGCAAGUAUUUAGAAGUUCGUGUUCUUUGUUUCAUCUGAUUUUGACGUAUGUGGCAAUGGCGAUUCAAUGGCAUCACUUGUGAAUACAAUCCGUUUAUGUGUGUUACUGUAAAUGUUUGAUGUUGUACAGUGUGUACACGAUUUGACGCAUCGUUCUAACCAAAACUGGGAAAAUAAAAGGGAUUCACUGACUUCAGGCAAAUCACAUAAAAUUUUCCCAAAAAAAAAAAAAACAGUUUGCAAUCGUUAAAUUGUCAAGUUUGUUUUCAAAAUAAAAGUGUUCAAUCAUUUGAUUCGUCUUCAGCCAAUAUUUAUUCUAUCGAAAUUGUCGUCUUGAAAAGUCAAAUUUCUUUUAUUCAGAAUUACUGUGUGUUAUUUAUUGUUAUCAUCAUCAUCAUUUUAAUCAUCAUCAUUAUUAAAAAUUCGAUUUUCGACGGUAUAUGUGAAUUUUUGCUAAAAGUUAAUUAAAAAGAAAAUUAGAAGUUCCAUAAUCAAAAGAAAAACCAUUGAUUAAUUGGAUUGAGUGUUGUUUAGAAUCGAUUGAAAGAGACAUUUUCUAAGAAAUUGUCAGCCCGUAAUUGAAAUCACAUGGAUUUUGAAGUGCUUACUCUUAUUCAAGCAAUAAUAACAACGAAGCCGUAUCAAUACUAAUUUUCAUACAGUGUUGUGCAGUGGUGAUUAUCUAUUCGGGUACAAACAGUUAAGGUGGAAUAAAUCACGUUUAUUCCGGAGUGUCGAAAAUAACGUCGAAUUCGAGUGUUUAUGCUUGUAUUUGUGUUUCGGUUCGCAUAAAUAAUGCCACGGGGUAAAAAGCGUUCGAUGGAUAUGACACCAGCUGAAGAGGAACGACAGACGUCCAAACGACAACGAAACAACUUUUCCAGUUCGAGGCGCACAAACAAAGUCGAAGAUGGAUUUAGUAGUAAACGUUGUCUCAGUUGGUUCAAGCAAUACACCACAGUCAAUGAACCAGACGUGCUCGGCCCAGAUGCAAUGGAACAAUUUUGCAAGGACAUUGGCGUAGAACCAGAAGAUGUUGUCAUGCUGGUGAUAGCAUACAAAAUGAACGCACGACAAAUGGGUUUCUUCACUCAGGCUGAGUGGCAAAAAGGUUUGACGGAUUUACAGUGUGAUUCAGCCAUAAAAUUGCAGUAUAAAUUAGACUCGUUAAGAAGCUCGUUGAAUGAUCAGAACGUGUUCAAAAAUGUCUACCGGUAUGCAUACGAUUUCGCGCGGGACAAGGAUCAACGAAGUAUGGACAUUGAAACGGCAAAGGCGAUGCUGCACCUAUUGUUGGGCAAACAAUGGCAAAUGUAUCCAGAAUUCGCACAAUUCUUGCAACAAUCAAAGUACAAAGUGAUCAACAAAGACCAAUGGUGUAACAUUCUCGAAUUCUCUCGCACCAUCACACCCGACUUGUCAAACUAUGACGUCGACGGCGCCUGGCCCGUAUUGCUGGACGAAUUCGUAGAAUGGUUACGUCAAAUACGCAAUAUCAGCUGAAGCUAAGCCUACCACAGAAAAGUCUGCACCAACAAUUUUCACCCAUAAAAUUCAUUGGCAGUUAGCACUUUAUAUGCAAACAAACAAACAAAAUAUUCAAAAUAUUUCUUUCUCUCUAACUCGGUUUUGUCUAUUUUCAAUUCACUGAGUGAAAUUCUUGGAAUUCAGUUUGAUAUUUAAAAAAAAAAAAAAGAAAUGAAAUGAAAAAGAAUAGUGAUAAAAAAAAGAAGCCAAUCAUUUUGAUGCGACUCCAUAAAACCAUACAAAGAAAACAAUCGAUACGCUUAAAGACGAAAUGUUCAGGUUUUGCCAGAUUGUAAUCUACUGUGAAUCUGGUCAUUUAGGUAGCAACCAAAAAAAAAAAAAACGUUUGUAAUCUUAUCGACAAAAAGGAUCUUGUAACGGAAGUCAUGUUUAUGCAACACAUAACAGAAUAAAACAUACAAUGAAAUUAAUAGGUUCUCAAUUCAGAAUUGAAAAUGCUCAAAGAUCAUAAAAAUCCUUUUUUUCCCCCAAUAAAUCCAAUUCAAAAUUGAUUUUCUUCAAUUCGUUUGGCUAUAUUUCAAAAUCAAAUUCAACAUUUCUGACAAUGAGUGAAAAUUUACCUAAAUUUUGUUAAGUAAAAAAGCGAAACAAUCUCACAUUUUGAUAUAUAUAUGCGACUUUUUAUGCCAAAAUCACACAGUCACACACAAAAUAUGGCAUAAAAAUGUCAUUCAAAGUAAUAAUUUGUAUCUAUUGAGAAUAAAAAGUACGGAAAUCACAUAACUAUUGAUUAGACCGAAAGGAGUGCAAAUUUGACAGUUUAGGCGCAAUGCACACAAGCAUCGCUACACUCGAAAUGACCAAAGCGCGAAUAUGUGUAAAAAAAUUUUUUUUGAAAGAUAUAUUCCUGUGCAUAACAGAGUAAAAUAGAGAAGAAAAAUAGGGACUUCACUUCCAAUUAUCAACGGGAACACAUAAAUCAACAUACUCUCCUUUCGAUCCAACCAAUAGCAUUUACUAUUAAAAAUAAAAAAAAUGUAAAAGUAUAACAUCAACACACCAUCAUAACCAAUCUACCACUAGUUCUAACGGCUAAAAUCACACUUGCAUUAUUUAACUUUUAAUCACACUGCUUUCAUCUGUACUGUACAUGUAAAAAAAAAACUAGUUUAAACAAAUCCAUGGUUUAAAAUAUAAAAUAGACCCAUAAUAAAGAAAAAAAACAAACAAAGAAA